Messenger RNA from Phragmites australis (common reed), 1361 nucleotides. RefSeq names its product pirin-like protein. Bases 73 to 1131 code for a protein of 352 amino acids. The record is from RefSeq and is a predicted model, not a curated record. The transcript is spliced from 7 exons. Lineage: Eukaryota; Viridiplantae; Streptophyta; Magnoliopsida; Poales; Poaceae.
UCUCUCCGUCCGGACUUAUUUAUCCACGCAAUUCAAUCGAAUCGUGGUCAAACACUCCCGAGCCUGCUUGCAAUGACGACGACGACGACGAUGAGGCUGAGGCAGCACCUCACCUCCACCUCCCCUAUUUAUGGCAUGCCACCCACCUUCGCCAGGAUCAGCAACACCCAUCACCGCCUCUCCGUGACACCACCGCAAAAGCGAACAACUCGAGCCAUGUCGUCGUCGUCAUCGACUUCUUCCGAUGCUGCCGUGGCGGCCGCGGCGCCGUUCGAGAACCCGAGGACGGUGGUGAAGAAGCUCCUGGCGGAGUCGCAGCCCGAGGGACAGGGCGCCACCGUCCGGAGGAGCAUCGGCAGGCACGAGCUUAGGAACCUGGACCCUUUCCUCAUGCUCGACGAGUUCUCAGUCUCCAAACCCGCUGGAUUCCCCGAUCAUCCCCACAGAGGAUUCGAGACCGUCACCUACAUGCUUGAGGGGGCCUUCACCCACCAGGACUUCGCUGGCCACAAGGGCACCAUCAGGGCAGGGGAUGUGCAGUGGAUGACGGCCGGCCGUGGCAUCGUGCACUCGGAGAUGCCGGCGGGCGACGGGGUGCAGAAGGGCCUCCAGCUCUGGAUCAACCUCUCCGCAAAAGACAAGAUGAUCGAGCCCCGGUACCAAGAACUCCAGAGCAAGGACAUCAGCCGCGCCGAGAAGGACGGCGUCGAGGUCAGGAUCAUCGCCGGUGAGGCCUUUGGCGUGCGGUCUCCUGUCUACACCCGUACCCCCACAAUGUACAUGGACUUCACCAUGCAGCCAGGUUCCCAGCUGCACCAGCCCGUCCCGGAGGGCUGGACCGCCUUCGUGUACAUCAUCGACGGCGAGGGCGUGUUCGGCCGGGAGAAGGCCGCCCCCGUCACCGCGCACCACUGCCUGGUGCUCGGCCCCGGCGACGGGCUCAGCGUGUGGAACAAGUCCGGCGCGCCGCUGCGGUUCGCGCUGGUGGGCGGGCAGCCGCUGGGCGAGCCGGUGGUGCAGCACGGGCCGUUCGUGAUGAACACGCGAGCCGAGAUCCAGCAGGCCAUGGAGGACUACUACUACGGCAGGAACGGGUUCGAGAAGGCCAGGCAGUGGAGCAGCUCUGCCUGAUCAUACGAAUCCUCCGGUUCUGCUGCAUCCUUGAGAAAUUGACAUGAAAAAAGAGGGGAAAUUUGUCCUCCUGCACAUUUGGGGGAGACUAGACCAUUACUUGAUACUCUGAUCUUGAUCAUUAUUUUUCCAUUGUUUUUUUCUUGUUGUAGAAGGAUUUGCUUGUCAUGGUGAUUGUAAUAUGCAGGAUGACAAAAUUAAUCCAUAGUCUCAAUAAUUGUUUCUUUGCA